Molecule: messenger RNA, 4260 nt
Organism: Saccoglossus kowalevskii
Lineage: Eukaryota; Metazoa; Hemichordata; Enteropneusta; Harrimaniidae
Product: MAM and LDL-receptor class A domain-containing protein 1-like
Cellular component (GO): membrane
Source: RefSeq, a predicted model, not a curated record
AUGGAUGAAGGCGACAUCGCAGUGGAUGACAUUGUUAUACGUAACUCGAUUUGUAUAAAUAAUGAAGCUUGUGACUUUGAAAUUGAUACAUGUAAAUGGCAGAAUGACAGGACAUGGAACUGGAUUACAAGAAAAGUUAGGGAUAUUCCCAAUGGCCCAAAAGUGGACAGGACUUUGAGAACGGAAUCAGGUGGAAUACUUUAUAUUGACUACGAAAGUAACCCAGUAGAGGGCGACUCUGCACAGUUAGUGCUGACUGCUUUGCCUGCAACUGAUGUCAAUGGCAAAUGUCUUCAAUUUUGGUACUACACUUCUGGCUCAUAUGGUACACUAAAUUUGUAUGUGGACUAUGGCACAACAUUUCCAGGAAAACAAUUAUAUUUCGUUGUAAAUGCCGAUCCCACAGAUGAAUGGACAUUCGCAACUGUGCCUGUUGUUAGUACAGUCAUACAUACGGUAAUCAUUGAAGUUGUCGCAGGGGAUGGUUCAAGUGGUUUUGUGGCAUUCGACGAGAUACAUUUUAGGACUGGUUGGUGCCAUGUAACACCUUCAACAGCUGAGGCACCUGCAUCGCCACCCAUCGCUCCCAGCACACCAGCACCAAUAGAUCCGAGUCCAAAUGAUUGUGAUUUUGAAACUGGGUUAUGUUUAUGGUCGCAGUCGACUGGAGAUGAUUUUGAUUGGAUCCGUAAACAAGCCUCCACUGGACUUGGACCAAAUGAGGACCACACUAUUGGAGAUGGUAGUGGCUGGUACAUCUACAUGGAGACUGAUUCGCAAUCAACAGAUGACAAGGCGUGGCUAGAGAGUUCCACCAUCCCUGCUUCUGCGACCUGUCUCUCAUUUUGGUAUCAUAUGUAUGGUACUCGGGUCAACACAUUAACUGUAUUCAUGAAAAACCUUGACACUCAGAAGAAUCUUUGGGUUCACGAAGGUGGUGAAAUUGAUGGUUGGUUAUAUGCUUACGUUUCACUAGAUUUCACCGAUCCAUUCCAGUUCGAAUAUGACGGGAAACAGUAUACAAUGUUGUGUUGCUUUAUUGUGCCUGAGAACAACUUUGUGUUCGGAGAUAAUUGGAUAAGAGCUGGCUUUGAUAUUUACUUUUAUGAGCAUCCAAAUACAAGAAUGAGGUUCCAGAUUGUUGUUACGGCGGCCGACGGCGACAAUGGUGACAUGGCCGCAGAUGAUUAUUAUGUUAAUGAUGGAAAAUGCCCAGCUCAUGUUGAUAUCGAUUUCGAUGACGGGUUUGGUCAGUGGUUUAAUGAUCGCAACGGCCUACGCGAUGAAUUCGAUUGGGUAAUAGGAUCAGGGGAACAUAGAUAUGGUAUGACUGGCCCUGACAUAGACCACACUCAAGGAACAGCGCAAGGAAAAUAUGCACUAUGUGAUGUAUCUGGUGGAUCAAAAGGUGACAGGGCGGUAUUGGAGUCGAGAACACUCUUCGUUCAAAAUAAAUGCAUAACAUUUUGGUAUCACAUGUAUGGCGAGCAUGUUGGCGAAUUGCGUCUGUUGCUACAAGACGGAGAUGAUGAAAUUCUGGUGUGGCGGCUCGAAGGACAGCAAAAUAAAAAAGACGAGUGGAAAAAAGCACGUGUUGGAUGGAAAAAUCCCAUUAGUGGAGGAGCAGCUAUUGCUCAUCUCAUUGAAGUGAUCCGAGGUGAUGGAGAUUAUGGAGAUAUUGCAAUAGACGAUGUAUUGUCAGAGGGAACAUAUUGUGAUGAACUGCUACCUCCUGAGGCGAACCCGAAUCCAGUUAAAUCGUCAAACAAGAUUGGAAUGAUUGUUGGGAUUGUACUUGCUGCGUUGGUACUUAUCACACUGUGUGCUGUAAUAUGUUAUAGAUAUAGAGAUUCAAUAUCCACGAAUGUGUCAAGAAAAACGUUUGGGUCUAGUCACGUGACAUAUAUUCAAUCGUUGCCAGACCCGUGGUUUCAAGCAAAGCUUGCUGGAAGUGAAAUGGCACGUCAAAUCAUGUACUCUAUGGUUCUUGCAGUUGUUACAAUCACUGGAAUAAUCGUGUAUGCCGAAGAGACAGAUUUAUUUCGGUGUGAUUUUGAAGAUGGUAUUUGUGGGUUUGAAUUUGAACCAAGUAACCCUAUUGAUUGGACAAUACACAAAGGAAAAACAGCUACAGUGGGCACUGGACCAUCAGUCGAUCACACCCUUCAGACGGAUCAAGGUGAUAUUGCAGUGGAUGACAUUGUUAUACGUAACUCGGUUUGUAUAAAUAAUGGAGCUUGUGACUUUGAAAUUGGUACAUGUGAAUGGCAGAAUGACAGGACAUGGAACUGGAUUACAAGAAAAGUUAGGGAUAUUCCCAAUGGCCCAAAAGUGGACAGGACUUUGAGAACGGAAUCAGGUGGGAUACUUUAUAUUGAUUAUGAAAGUAACCCAGUAGAGGGCGACUCUGCACAGUUAGUUUUGACUGCUUUGCCUGCAACUGAUGUCAAUGGCAAAUGUCUUCAAUUUUGGAAUAUUACACACCAGAAUUGUCAGAUAUUCACAGUAUUAUUCAAUCCCUGUCCAGAUCCCAGUCCUAAUGAUUGUGAUUUUGAAACUGGAUUAUGUUUAUGGACUCAGUCGACUGGAGAUGAUUUUGAUUGGAUCCGCAAACAAGCCUCCACUGGAUUUGGACCAAAUGAGGACCACACUACUGGAGAUGGCAGUGGCUGGUACAUCUACAUAGAGACUGAUUACCAAUCAACAGAUGACAUGGCGUGGCUAGAGAGUCCCACCAUCCCUGCUUCUGCGACCUGUCUCUCAUUUUGGUAUCAUAUGUAUGGUACUCGGGUAAACACAUUAACUGUAUUCAUCAAAACCCAUGACACUAAGAAGAAUCUUUGGGUUCACGAAGGCGGUGAAAUUGAUGGCUGGUUAUAUGCUUACGUUCCAUUGGACUUCACUGAUUCAUUCCAGCUUGUUUUUGAAGGCCGUAGAGGAAGCACUACACAUGGUGAUAUAUCAAUUGAUGACAUUCGUGUUUAUGAUACUGAAUGCCGACUUGCACCAUACCACUCUAUUGUGUGCGAUUUUGAACAAGAACAUUGGUGUGACUUUAUACAAGACAAAAAUGACGACUUUGAUUUCAAGAGAACUAAUGGAGCAACUGCAUCGAUAGGAACCGGGCCCUCAGUCGACCACACUACGAAUACUGAAUAUGGACACUACAUCUACGUCGAUUCCAGUGAGCAAAACGCAGGUGAUGUAGCAAGGAUGUGGACGCCAUAUAUAACAUGGGACAGUGCCUCCAUUCGUAAAUGUUUUCACUGGUAUCUUCACCACCAGGGAAUUACUGGAUCGUACACAGCAUAUAGAGAAUUCGAAUAUGACGGGAAACCGUAUACAAUCUUGUGUUGCUUUAUUGUGCCCGAGAACAACCUUGUGUUCGGAGAUAAUUGGAUUAGAGCUGGCUUUGAUAUUUACUUUUAUGAGCAUCCGAAUACAAGAAUGAGGUUCCAGAUUGUUGUUACGGCGGCCGACGGCGACAAUGGUGACAUGGCCUCUGAUGAUUAUUAUGUUAAUGAUGGAAAAUGCCCAGAUCGUGUUAAUCACGAUUUCGAUGACGGGUUUGGUCAGUGGUUUAAUGAUCGCAACGGCCUACGCGAUGAAUUCGAUUGGGUAAUAGGAUCAGGGGAACAUAGAUAUGGUAUGACUGGCCCUGACAUAGACCACACGCAAAGAACAACGCAAGGAAAAUAUGCACUAUGUGAUGUAUCUGGUGGAUCAAAAGGUGACAGGGCGGUAUUGGAGUCGAGAACACGCUUUGUUCAAAAUAAAUGCAUAACAUUUUGGUAUCACAUGUAUGGCGAGCAUGUUGGAGAAUUGCGUCUGUUGCUUCGAGAGGGCGAUGAUGAAAUUCUGGUGUGGCGACUCGAGGGACAGCAAAAUAAAAAAGACGAGUGGAAAAAAGCACGUGUUGGAUGGAAAAAUCACAUUAGUGGAGGAGCAGCUAUUGCUCAUCUCAUUGAAGUGAUCCGAGGUGAUGGAGAUUAUGGAGAUAUUGCAAUAGACGAUGUAUUGUCAGAGGGAACAUAUUGUGAUGAACUGCUACCACCUGAGGCGAACCCGAAUCCAGUUAAAUCGUCAAACAAGAUUGGAAUGAUUGUUGGGAUUGUACUUGCUGCUUUGGUAUUUAUUACACUGUGUGCUGUAAUAUGUUAUAGAUAUAGAGAUUCAAUAUCCACAUCUACUUAUAAGCUAUUCAGCCGAAAGGAGGAAACAGAUACAACGGAAAUAGUCGAUGACCAGCCACGUAUAUAA